AUGAAACAAGAAUUUGAGAGGAAAAAUCUGAAGCUCGGAAAAAGGAUAGCAAAGCUUGAAGAAGAAAAGAUGUACUUGAGUUUAGAUAUUGAUGUCCAGAAGAUGGAGGUUGAAAAAGAAAGAAAGGAAAAGAGGAAAAUUGAAGAGGAUAGAGAUGACUUGAAGGAACACUACAAAAAGGCACAGGUAUCCUUGAGAAGAGCGAAAAUAGGAGGGUCUUCAGAUCAGUUGCAGAAAAAGGUCCAAGAAGAAAAGGCUAGAGCUGAGUAUUGGGAAAAGAAGUUUCAGGAGAUGCAAUCACGGAAUUUGGCAUUGGAAGAAGAGAAUAAAGAGUUGAAGUCUAAAGUAACUGAGCUUAGAAGAUCCCUUCGUUGGCAUCGCAACCAAGAUCCUACAGUCGAGUUAAAAGAGCUAAAGAUUAAAGUUGAAGAUUUGGAAGCAGCAUUACAAGAAGGUAAACUUCAGAUCGAGCAACUCGAGAUGCAAGGAAAUUAUCUGAAAGGAAAGCUUCAUCAGUCUAGAGGGCAGAUUAGAGAAAGGGAUCAUGUCAUGGAAGAAGCCAUAGCUCAGAUUCGAGAUGUUGCUGAAUAUGUGCAAGACUUGGCUGUACGAGCUGAUGUAUUGAGUAGAAAAGAAAAACUGGAAAUUACACAUCCUUAUGGCACUCGCACUAAAAAUAAGAACAUGGAUCAAAGGUUUGAGCAGUUGCAAAAGGAUAUGCAAGACCAGUUGCAAGAACAGUUGGCUAAAAUGCAGAAUGAGAUGAGGGAGCAAAUGAUGGAAGCUUAG
Molecule: messenger RNA, 789 nt
Organism: Gossypium arboreum
Lineage: Eukaryota; Viridiplantae; Streptophyta; Magnoliopsida; Malvales; Malvaceae
Product: tropomyosin-1-like
Exons: 2
Coding region: 1-789 (262 amino acids)
Source: RefSeq, a predicted model, not a curated record